GAUGGCUACAAUAGACGUUGUGCAGUAUUAUUUUAUGUCAUUAUAUGCAUGAUUAAAACGAAUCUACUGUUGAGAGUAAUCUACAGACAAAUACAAAGUCAGUUUUAAAUCGCGCUGUUUCUGGUAUUUUAUCUAUAACCAUUACGUUGAUUAAAAUCUUGUUGUGACGUUUUGAAAUAUUCCAAAGACAAACUAAGCACCGGAAAGAAAACAACAGAUUGGUAUUUUGAGGUGAUUGUGAGGUUUGGUAUUAGAAUUGGUGACAGAUAAGGAAUGUUUUAAAACCAAUGUAAAUUGAUAUCUGACAAUGAUAUCUAAAACUGUAUUAUUAUUUGGUCUGUGUCUAUAUUCUUAUAUUCAAGAGAUAUUAGCUGGAAAGAAAUGUUUCAAAAAUGAGGUAUAUGGUGAUAGGGAAGGAAAUGUCUAUAUGUGCGAGGAUUCGGGAAAGACAGAAUGUUGUGAGAAGGAUGAAGAAUUUGUGUGUUGUGAACCAGCAUCUGAAACCGCUUUGAGAGAACAGCUACAGUUGUGGGGUUGCGUGUCAGGCUUCGUGGUUCUCUUAAUAAUAAUUGGCAUUUGCCUGAGAAAAGACUUUAAUCUAUGUAAAUCAGAAAGAUGGAUCUUCUAUAAAUAUACAAAGGAGGGUAAAGCGAAAAAGAAGGCAACAUUAGUUGAUAAUGAGGUAACAGAAACAGAUCAGAGGGAUUAUAAACCAAACUAUAAAGAAUCUAACAACUUCGUUUAUGAUCAAAAUGCAGUGAAAAAUUAA
Patella vulgata (common limpet) is the source of this 769-nucleotide messenger RNA. RefSeq lists its product as uncharacterized. The record is from RefSeq and is a predicted model, not a curated record. The transcript is spliced from 4 exons. NCBI's taxonomy places the organism in Eukaryota, Metazoa, Mollusca, Gastropoda, Patellidae. Bases 308 to 769 code for a protein of 153 amino acids.